GGAGGUGGGGUGGCAUGCCACCUCACCACUCCACAUUAUGUUCCCCCCUCAGAUGUCCCUUCUUGGCUGAAGAGUCUACGGCUCCACAAGUAUGCAGCCCUCUUCUCCCAGAUGACAUACGAGGAGAUGAUGACACUGACGGAGCACCACCUGGAGUCGCAGAACGUCACCAAGGGCGCACGGCACAAGAUUGCCCUCAGCAUCCAGAAGCUGCGGGAGCGGCAGAGUGUCCUCAAGGCACUGGAGAAGGACAUCUUGGAAGGUGGGAACCUGUGGACAGCACUGCAGGAGCUGCAGCAGAUCAUGGUGACGCCCAUCAAGGCCUUCAGGCCCCCCCCUGCCCCCCCUGCUAAUGGAGCACAUGAUAGGGCUCCCCCAGGGGCUGCCGAUACCUUUGCCCCCCACCCAGCUGGCGACACUGAGGCCCCCGCAGCCCCCGUCCCUGACGGAGACAUCCCGGGGCAGUUCACUCGUGUCAUGGGCAAAGUCUGCACCCAGCUGCUGGUGUCACGGCCAGAUGAGGAGAACAUCACAAGUUACCUCCAGCUCCUUGAGAAGUGCCUGAGCCACGAGGCGUUCACAGAGACGCAGAAGAAGAGGCUCUUGUCUUGGAAGCAGCAGGUCCUGAAGCUGCUCCGCGCCUUCCCCAAGAAGGUGCCACUUGACGGCCAGGGCUACCGGCCUCCCAAAGGCUGGGGCUUUGGCUCCAACUCACUCCCCAUAGCUGGCUCUGUGGGAGGGGCGGGGGGGCGGCGGGGGCAGCGCCCCUUCGCGUUGCCCCCCCGUGCACUGCCCCCCGCCCGCCUGGGGCUGCUGGGCCCUGCUGGGGGAGGUCCUGGCCCACGGCCUCCCCUCGGUGCAGCCCCCCUUGGGGCACAAGGACGCCAGAGCCUGUGGUUCAGCAGCGGGGGGGCUGGGGGUGCCCCGGGGAGCCGCAGCGUGGUGCAGCGCACCCACUCGCUGCCCGUCCACACCUCACCCCAGGCCCUGCUUGCCUUCCCCCAAGGUAAGUCCAAGCUGAGUGUUGGGGCUGGGAGGGGAACACAGCACCAUGUGCCCCCACCCCUCACACCUGCCUCUUCACCGCACCUUGGCCCCACAGAGUGUCCUGUCCCUGGCACGGACCUAGAGAUCAACCCCACGCUGGAGUCACUGUGCCUGAGCAUGACGGAGCACGCACUGGGGGACGGCACAGACAAGACCUCAACCAUCUGACGGCUCUGCCCCCACCACAGGGGUGCCACACCCAUUGUUGCCCCCCCCUCCCCUCUCCCACUCUGUGCUGUGACCAUUGACCCCACCCUGGGGGGCCCUAAAAUGUGUAUGUGGGGGAGGGGAAAUGGGGAAUUCCCUCCCUCCUUUAUCCAC
Molecule: messenger RNA, 1368 nt
Organism: Numida meleagris (helmeted guineafowl)
Lineage: Eukaryota; Metazoa; Chordata; Aves; Galliformes; Numididae
Gene: SAMD4B
Product: sterile alpha motif domain containing 4B
Biological process (GO): lipid metabolic process; intracellular signal transduction; negative regulation of translation
Cellular component (GO): P-body
Molecular function (GO): phosphatidylinositol-4,5-bisphosphate phospholipase C activity; translation repressor activity; mRNA binding
Source: RefSeq, a predicted model, not a curated record